AUGUUGAUCCGGGCAGGCUCGCUGAGCGUCGAGUUCAACGUGUGGAACCCCCUGUACGCCGUUGCUCCAUUCGCCCUCUUCCUAAUCUCGAUUCCUCUCGCCACCUUCGCUGUUGUUACGACGUCUCUCGCCGUCGCAUUGCUCUCCUGCCGCGCCUUGGUCGUCUACUUCCAGCUUGGAGUUGCGCUCGUGAAUGCAUGGCUCUUUCCUCUGCUGCCAAAGUCCUCCAGCCUCUACCACUCACCAUCUGCAGCAUCUCCUGGGCGCUUGUCUCCGACCCAUCAGCGAAAUCGUCGAAGUAGUAAUGGAAGCUCUGCAUCGCAAGACACAACUAUACCUAGCGCACACACAUCUCGCCUUCGAGGCAAGAGCGGCUCCUUUUCGUCCAUUAUAGGCACCAGCGAGAUAACGAGGGACUUUGAAGGCGUCGGCGGUUGGCGCGUACCAGGCGACGAGGACGAGGAGGCUUUGUGGAUGGGCAUAAACUCAAGGUUGCAGCUACCGGCUGAUGUGCCCAUUCGUAGACACAAGCGAAGCCUCACAGGUGGUGCCAGCCCGAGUCAACGAUGGAGCUGGAGCCCCGAGGCGCUUCGGAUGAGUCCCGUGCAGAGCAGAGCAAGGACACCGGUGCGAUUUGCAGUCGAUGACGAGGGUGACUACUUCCCACCGCAGCCAAUGUCGAGUAUACGUUCUAUGAGUUCUGAUCCCAAGAAACAACAUAAGAGGAGAAAAAGUGGUAGCGGAAGUAGCACCUCGAGCACUUCAGGUAUUAUGAUGGCAGUGAAGGAGGCCGGAGAGUGA
Messenger RNA from Cucurbitaria berberidis CBS 394.84, 801 nucleotides. RefSeq lists its product as uncharacterized. The record is from RefSeq and is a predicted model, not a curated record. NCBI's taxonomy places the organism in Eukaryota, Fungi, Ascomycota, Dothideomycetes, Pleosporales, Cucurbitariaceae. Bases 1 to 801 code for a protein of 266 amino acids. The transcript has a single exon.